Messenger RNA from Puma concolor (puma), 1189 nucleotides. Lineage: Eukaryota; Metazoa; Chordata; Mammalia; Carnivora; Felidae. The record is from RefSeq and is a predicted model, not a curated record.
GCCGGUCUGCGCUCUCGCCGAGGCUCGGGCUGCUCACGGACCGGUCUCCUUCGUUCCCCUUCUCCCCACUCCGAAAGCUAAGCUUACUGUUGGCAGGUCCCUGGGCAAACAGCGUGAGAUGGGACGGACAUCAAAGGACAAGCGGGAUGUCUACUACCGCCUGGCCAAGGAGAAUGGCUGGCGUGCCCGCAGUGCCUUCAAGCUGCUACAACUUGAUGAGGAAUUCCAACUCUUCCAAGGCGUGACACGGGCAGUUGACCUGUGUGCAGCCCCGGGCAGCUGGAGCCAGGUGCUGAGCCAGAAAAUUGGGGGUCAGGGUUCCGGCCAUGUGGUAGCUGUGGACCUUCAGGCGAUGGCUCCAUUACCAGGUGUGUUACAGAUCCAAGGGGACAUCACCCAGCUGUCCACUGCCAAGGAGAUCAUCCAGCACUUUGAGGGCUGCCCCGCGGACCUAGUGGUGUGCGACGGGGCUCCCGAUGUAACUGGCCUCCACGAUGUUGAUGAGUAUAUGCAGGCCCAGCUCCUCCUAGCUGCUCUGAACAUUGCUACACACGUCUUGAAGCCAGGGGGCUGCUUUGUAGCCAAGAUCUUCCGAGGCCGGGAUGUGACCUUGAUCUACAGCCAGCUGCGUGUCUUCUUCUCCAGUGUGCUGUGUGCCAAGCCCAGGAGCAGCCGCAACUCCAGCAUAGAGGCCUUCGCUGUCUGUCAGGGUUAUGACCCCCCUGCGGGCUUCCUUCCGGACCUGACAAAGCCCCUGCUGGACCACUCAUACGAUCCAGACUUCAACCAAUUAGAUGGACCCACUCGCAUCAUUGUGCCAUUUGUGACCUGUGGGGACCUGAGCUCCUAUGAUUCAGACCGCAGUUACCCACUGGACCUGGAGGAUGGCUCAGAGUACAAGUACACUCCACCCACGCAGCCCCCCAUCUCACCACCGUACCAGGAGGCCUGCACGUUGAAGAAGAAAGGGCGGCUGGCCAAGGAGAUCCGCCCCCAGGACUGCCCCAUCAGCACUGUAGACGCGAUGCCCCAGCCCCUGGCUGCUCCACAGCGCCACACCCUACUGCCCUCUGAGGUGGAAGACAAUGGAAUGAAUUGUUCGCCUUAAUACAUUCAGUUAGCUGGCAAUCUGAUAUAACUCGGAAGCUGUUUGCUGUCAGGAAAAUGAGAACUGGCAUUGAUGAACUUG